Odocoileus virginianus texanus is the source of this 2192-nucleotide messenger RNA. RefSeq names its product keratin-associated protein 10-8-like. Lineage: Eukaryota; Metazoa; Chordata; Mammalia; Artiodactyla; Cervidae. Gene Ontology annotation, cellular component: keratin filament. The record is from RefSeq and is a predicted model, not a curated record.
UUGAGAGUCCCCAGCCUCCCCCCUAAGGUAAUAUUUCUCCAUUGUGGUCUGACUGCCAUGCAGUCCUACAGUCGAGUCCCCAGCUCUACUCAUCAGAGGUCAGUGAAGGCUGGAACUCAGGAACCCACUGGCCCCUGACAAGUCUUCUAUGGAAUCUGGGGGCUACCUGCAGACAAGGGUGUCACCAAGGUCCUGCCCUUGCCCCUUCAGAGACUUGGAAGAACACAGUGGCUGAAAAAUGUGGACACACAGGAUCGUGGCCAGAUGCCGUUGUGGUCACUAGAUCACAGCUGUAGAUGGAGUUCUGGAGACGCAUUGUGCAGGUGUCUGUGCGCAAGACUCGUGGACAACCAGGCCCUCCUACUGACCUUUACUAUGCAGACUCCAGGACCUCAUCCUGUGAACUCCUACCAGUGGAAGGGGUCCUUGAGGGAGGAGAUAUUGUUCUAAUCAGCACCCAGGGCUGCAGGAGCCCCUGACAUUGUCUGGACUGUGAGGAGAGGAGGAAGGUGUGAGCAUUAAGACUUUUCUGUGCAGCUUCUAUAAAAGCUCAGCUGCAAUGCAGCAAAAGGCAAUUGCUCCAGUGGUCAUUCUCUCUGGGCUAGCCUGCAUCUGCAUCCGAGGCCUUUUCUGUGAGCCAGUCUCUGCCCCAGGAAGACACAGCCCCUCGCUUCUGCCCCAGGGUGCACUCCUAGUAGACCCAGGUCCCCUCAUCUCCCCUAACAACCACAGUAUCAGCUCACAAAGUGCAGCCUGCUCUAUCAGCUCACACCCUGCAGCCACGCUAGUGGGGCAUGGCCAGACCUGUCCACUCCUGAACAUACCCUCCCUUCUCUCAAAGCCCUGAUUCUGGGAUUGGCUCUCAUCCCUUCCUUGGGACUAGGAGUUUUGUUUACAAGAGCAGCUGCUGUCCCCACUGGAGCAGAGGGCCAUUGCUCUCAGAAAGUUACCUGGCUGCUACUGUCCUUGCAAAGGCAUCAGAAGCUUUGUUAUUAUCUUUCCUCUGGAGACAAAUAUGAGCAGGAUAUCCCUGCCUCCACUCAGGAGCCUCACCAGCCAAAGGUAUUUACAGAGACUGACCAGUGCUGCCAAAACAGAGCAUGACACUAAACAAAAACAAGGAAGGAAAGACUUCAUCAAGCUGCUGCCAGACAACACACAACACAGAGGAGACAUAUAAAGCUGCGGAGCUCUGGGCACUCACACACACACUCACUCACACUCACAUCCUCACCCUCCUCUGGCCCCACAACCCCACCAUGGCCUUCUCCAACCUGUCUGCUUGCUCCAGCGACUUGAGCUACAGCAGCCGGGUCUGCCUGCCCGGGUCCUAUGACUCCUGCACCGACUCCUCCUGGCAGGUGGACGACUGUCCAGAGAGCUGCUGCGAGCCCCCUUGCUGUGCCCCCAGCUGCUGCACCCCGGCCCCCCGCCUGACCCUCCUCUGCGCCCCAGUGAGCUGCGAGUCCAGCCCCUGCUGCCAGCCAGUCUGCAGCAGCUCCUGCCCGGCCUCAUGCUGCCAGCAGUCUAGCUGCCAGCCCUCCUGCUGCACCUCCUCCCCCUGCCAGCAGGCCUGCUGUGAGCCCGUCUGCUGCAGGCCCGUCUGCUGCACGCCUGUCUGCUGCACUCCUGUCUGCUGCAGGCCUGUCUGCUACAGGCCCGUGUGCUGCAGGCCCGUGUGCUGUGAGCCCGUCUGCUGCACUCCUGUCUGCUGCAGGCCCGUGUGCUGUGAGUCCUCCCCCUGCUCAGCCUCCUUGUGCUGCCAGCCCAACCCCUGCUCCUCGGUCAGUUGCAGACCCUCCUCCUCCGUGUCCCUGCUCUGCCGUCCUGUGUGCCGCCCCACCGGCUGCGUGCCCGCCUCCUCCUGCCAGCCCAGCUGCUGCUGCCCGGCCUCCUCUGUGUCCCUGCUCUGCCGGCCUGCAUGCUCCCGCCCUGCUUGCUGCCUCCCAACCUUGGCCCCGGAGCCCUGUUGCUGACCGGGCACAUCGCCAACUCCUUCCAGGGCCAAUGCUGACUUUCACCUGAAACUUCUGUAGCCUUGAGCCCAGUCUGGGGUCUCCUUCUGCCCCAGAAUUUCCUGUUAGCAGCCUGGGCUGGCUCCUGGUUCCCUCCAGGCUCUGAGAUUCAGCCAGCAUCCUGCUCUCCAUCCUUGUUGGUCAUGAUUUUGUCCUGACCUAGGUGAGGGGUCUGCC